AAUGUAGACAGAGUAGAAAGUGGAGGCACGAGGAACGAAACCGGUCCAAAGGGUCAAACGUCUUUCAUUCCAGAAAGCCCACGCAUCAGCAGUGGACCUCAGCCAGGAAAUGUGAGAAGGGCAAAUGUUGAUGGCCUAGCCAAUGAGGGCACUAGAGACGGUACAGGUUCAGUGGGUCAACCAGUCCUCGGUUCAAGGAAUCCAAACGUUGGCAAUGAAAUCCAGUUGGAGACCUCAAGGAAAGUUGGCACUAAUCAAAUUGAUAACAGAGGCACAAGAAAUGGUGCUGGUCACGUCGAUCCAGUAUCCUUCGUUUCGAAAAGUUCAACUGCUGGCAGAGAACCUCAGUCAGACGAUCCAAGGAAGGCAAGUGCUGAUGGAGUAGAAAAUGGAGGCACCAGAAACGAGACCGGUCUAAAGAGUCAAACACCAUUUGGUCCGAAAAGUCCAAACGUCAGUAGUGGACCUCAGUCAGGAGAUCCAAGGAAGGCAAAUGCUGAUGGAAAAGAUGACAGGGAAAUGAGAGGUGGUAGUGGCCCUGCGAAUCAAACUCCUUUUGGUCGGAAUAGUCGAAAAAUGGACAGUGGCCCCCAGUCAAAUGAUCCCGGUAGGCUGAACGCUGAUAGAGUGGCAGAUGAAAGCACCAGAAACGAUACUGGUCCAAUAGGCCAAGCAUCUUUUGCUCCGAAAAGUCAACAUGUCUACAGUGGACUCCAGUCAGGUCACACAAGAAAGACAACUCUAGAAGUAGUAAGCAACAGGAGUAUCGGAAAUGGUACCAAUCCGUCAAAACAAUCUUCUUUUGAUCCAAAAGGUUCUGUGGUCGACUACCGUGGCCAGUCAAAUGAUCCUGGAGGAUUAAAUGUUGAUGGCGUAGCCAAUGAAGGCACUAGAGACGGUACAGGUUCAGUGAGUCGACCAGUCCUCGGUGCAAGGAGUCCAAACGUUGGCAAUGAAAUCCAGUUGGACACCUCAAGGAAAGUUGGCACUAAUCAAAUUGAUAACAGAGGCACAAGAAAUGGUGCUGGUCACGUCGAUCCAGUAUCCUUCGUUUCGAAAAGUUCAACUGCUGGCAGAGAACCUCAGUCAGACGAUCCAAGGAAGGCAAGUGCUGAUGGAGUAGAAAAUGGAGGCACCAGAAACGAGACCGGUCUAAAGAGUCAAACACCAUUUGGUCCGAAAAGUCCAAACGCCAGUAGUGGACCUCAGUCAAGAGAUCCAAGGAAGGCAAAUGUUGAUGGGGUAGACGACAAGGCCACCAGGAGGGGUAUUGGUCAGGUGGGCCAGAAGCCUUUUGGCAGGAAUGGCCCAAAAGUUGAUAAUAGAACCCAGUUAGAUGAUUUCAGUAGAGCAAAUAUUAACAUGGAAGGUAAUAGAAACGGUCCUGGUUCAAUGAAUCAAGCAUCUCUCAAUCAGAAGAGUCCAAAAGUUGGCAGUACACCUCACUCAAGUGACCAAAGAAAAGCAAAUGUUGAUAAAUUAGGUAGCGAAAGUACUAGAAGGGGUGCUGGUGUGGUGAGUCCAAGUUUAAAUUCUGACACAUCAGAUGACCCACGGAAGAUCAUUUUUAAUGGAGCAGAAAAUGAAAGUCCCAGAAAUGUUACUGUUCUUGUGAACCACGUAUCAUUUGUUCAAAGUGGUCGCAAAGCUGACAGCAAUCUCCCAUCAAGCAUCAAUGAAGCAAACAUUGGUGGCAUAAAUGGUGCUGCUCAUGUGAGACAAGCGGCUUUCAGCUCCACAAUUUUAAGAGUAGACAGUAAAGUGCAGUCAGAUGAUCCGAGAACGGCAGUCAGCAAUGGAGCUGGCCGUGACAACGCCAAAAAUAAAACGCCUAAGGGGAUGAAUCAAUUGACUAUCAGUAAGAAGCCAGCACCCAGUGCGAAAACAUCUGAUCCAGGAGAGACUGAAGAUGAUAUUUCGUAUGAAGAAAGUGAUGAGGCUGGUCUGAGCUCAUCUGAGAGCAAGAGUCCAGGCGAAUUUGUUGGACCAAAUGGAGGUAGAGGUAUCAUAGUGAAGGAGGGAAUCAAGACACCCAGAAUCGCAAGAGGAAUCGGAUUCAGUGGUCUUAGAAAAGGUAAGGCUCCUAAUCUCGAAACUGGUGAUGAAAACAAUAAGCAAGGUCCUCGUCCAAUUCAUUCUGCUCCCAAUGAAAGACAUCAAACAGAUUUUGCCAGAAAAGGAGAAGGAGGUCAGACCGUCGGAAAGGUUUCUUACAAAAGCUAUCCCUCCAGUUUUGGAAAACUCCGUUUCCAGCAAAAGGGUCACUCCUCUUUUAACGAGAAAUUGCAUGGUGGCGAGAGCAAAACUGUAAAGGGAAGGCGAACACCCAAUCCCUCCGACCGAUUUGCAAGAUUGGAAGGCGCUCAAUACGGCUACAUAGAUUUGGUUAAAGCGCUGGAGAUGCUUGAUAGAAAUGCCGUCUACUACUACAUUUAUGUAUUUCUGCAUCAAAGAGACGUGAAACUCAAGCGUAGAGUUGAAUUCACUACCAUUUUUCAAAAGGUAGAUAAGGAGCUGUUGCCGUUUGAGACACGCCGGUGCAUCGAGAAGGCUCUGGAGACAGCCUCGAAAGAUGAGGAGGAGCGCCUUCGUCUCUGCAUUCUUAACAACAAGGACAGAAGGCUGAGCAAGGUUGAACUCACUACGGGCUGCAAAAUUGAAAUGGGUGAGUUAACUGGAGUGGAGAACUGCUAUCGCGGUUUGCCGCGGCGUCGACUAACCAUCACGGGUCCCUCGUACGCACACAUCGCCAACGCCAUCUCCAUGAUGGAGGAGUACUUUCCACGACUUAUGCGUAAUGCCACCUACCCUUACCCUCUGCCACGAGGCACCACAACCAAGUACGAGACGGAGGAGCACAUGGCCACCACAGCCUUCCAAACCGUCGACCAUGAGCCCGGCAACAUCGGAUUGCGCGCCGACUUCAACGACCGUGCUUUAGUCACAUGUCGACAGGUGCGCGAGGCCUAUGGGGGCUCCUAA
This is a messenger RNA of Hydatigera taeniaeformis, 2982 nucleotides long. Lineage: Eukaryota; Metazoa; Platyhelminthes; Cestoda; Cyclophyllidea; Taeniidae. The record is from the annotation of a GenBank genome assembly.